AUGGUGUGGUCUGCCUCUCCAUGGAGAGGUUCAGAGCCUUACAAUUAUGUUGCCUUUCUUUGUGAGUUUCUCUUUUUAAAAUUUGAAUUNACCUCCUCCAACCUGUCACUACUGCCACAAUCACCCCCACCCUUGCCAACGUACUCACCUCCUCCACCUACACACGUACAACCAACACCAUCACCGCCUUCACGUGGACAUCAACCACAACCACCCACUCAUCGACAUGCACCACCUACUCAUCAACCUUCACCCCCAAGACAUCUACCACCUUCUCCCCGUAGGCAACCACAACUACCAACUUACUCACCUCCUCCACUUGCAUAUGCACAAUCACCCCCGCCAUCACCAACGUACUCACCUCCUCCACCUACAUACUAUCCACCACCACCAUCACCAAUUUACUCGCCUCCACCGCCUGCAUACUCACCACCUCCACCACCAGCACCAACUAUCUCGCCUACUCCUCCUGCAUACUCACCACCACCAACGUACUCCCCUCCUCCACCUACAUAUUUGCCACCGCCACCAUCACCAAUUUACUCGCCUCCUCCGCCUGCAUACUCACCACCACCACCACCAACGUAUUCCCCUCCUCCACCUACAUAUUCUCCANAUGGUGGGGACACAUAA
This is a messenger RNA of Nicotiana attenuata, 633 nucleotides long. RefSeq names its product extensin-like. Bases 1 to 633 code for a protein of 210 amino acids. The transcript is spliced from 2 exons. The record is from RefSeq and is a predicted model, not a curated record. Lineage: Eukaryota; Viridiplantae; Streptophyta; Magnoliopsida; Solanales; Solanaceae.